This is a messenger RNA of Hordeum vulgare subsp. vulgare (domesticated barley), 853 nucleotides long. Its product is annotated as protein STRICTOSIDINE SYNTHASE-LIKE 10-like. The coding region runs from base 1 to 660 and encodes 219 amino acids. The transcript has 2 exons. NCBI's taxonomy places the organism in Eukaryota, Viridiplantae, Streptophyta, Magnoliopsida, Poales, Poaceae. Gene Ontology annotation, molecular function: strictosidine synthase activity. The record is from RefSeq and is a predicted model, not a curated record. Gene Ontology annotation, biological process: biosynthetic process.
AUGUCCGGCGACCUUUACGUCGCCGAUGCCUACCUGGGGCUGAUGAGGGUGCCGGCGCAGGGCGGGCUUGCGGAGGUUGUGGCUACCGAGGCUGGCGGCGUGCCUUUUAACUUCCUCAACGGCCUAGACGUGGACCAGGAAACAGGCGACGUCUACUUCACAGAUAGCAGCACAACAUACCGAAGAAGCGAGAACGUACUGGUGGUGGCCUUGGGCGAUGAGACGGGGCGGCUGCUUCGGUACAGCCCAGGGACGCGCCGCGUCGCCGUGCUCCAUGCCGGCCUCUAUUACCCGAACGGGGUGGCUGUGAGCGCGGACGGAUCACACGUCGUAGUGGCGCACACGGCAACUUCCGAGCUGCGCCGGUACUGGGUUCGCGGUGCCAAGGCCGGCACGAGCGAGACGUUCGUGGAGCUGCCUGGGUUUCCGGACAACGUACGACCUGACGGGAACGGCGGCUACUGGGUGGCGCUGCGGCACGGCGUCGAUGACGGAGGCGUCACAGCACCAAUGGUGGCUAUGAGGGUGAGCCGUGAUGGCCACGUGCAGGAGGCCCUGUGCGAAUUCAGCUUCGAGACGGUGAGCGAGUUGAGCGAGCAUGAUGGCACGCUCUGGGUCGGCUCCGUCGAUGUGCCCUACGCUGGCGCGCUUAAAAAGUAACCGUGUUGUGGUUUCAUAAGCAGGCCAGUCGUUAUUGAUCGAGGUAUGUACUGUGAACUGUAUGUUGCGCAUUGCGAACCUAUUAGUGUUUACUAUGUGUGCUUUUAAAAAAAUGGUCUAUAUUCAAUUGUCGUUAAUCGAGUUUUAGCUAAAGAAUUUGAGUUUGGAAAAGUCGUUCUAACAAAGAUUUUAG